AUGACAGGCAGGAUGGAUUCGAGCAUGCAAGAGACCGAGCAGAUCUUUCCGUUUGAUUACAACGAGAACGAAACGUAUCAGCACUCAAGCUACGUGUCUUACUCUCUCAAGACCGACACUAACAGCAACCGACGCGAGUUUACCGCUGUUUAUGGAUCCAUGCCCAUUAGAGGCUCAAGUCGGAAAAGCAAUAUACCCGUAGCCCCGAGACUCUCCGAGUCAGAUGCACUGCUUGGCAGUAGUGAUCAGCACAGCAAUCAAAGUGAGACAGAGAGUGAUAGUGACGGUAGUUGUACAAUCAGCAGCACAUCGAGCUCACUCCAGUCCAUUUUAAGAAUACCAUCAACGGGCUUUUCAUGUCGAAAUCUAAAGAAACAAGUAUCGGUCGGGUUUGCACUCGAUAUUCACGACGAGGACAAAGACCAAGAUACCAAGCGACGACUUGAUGGAUCGUGUGCCACACGUUGUAUGCCACGCCGAUUGACAAUUGAGGAAAAAGCGGCGUUGUAUCAAGUACGGCCUGACUUGGAGCUCGUUCCUACAAUCUUGCUACUGUCCGAGCUUGAGGAGAGACGAAGACGGCGCCAACGCAAGCUCAUGUUUUCUAUUUUGGGUGCGUCGCUCAUUCUGUUGAUGAUGAUUGUCUUCUACUACCUCGUCUCACAAAUGUAA
This is a messenger RNA of Peronospora belbahrii, 672 nucleotides long. NCBI's taxonomy places the organism in Eukaryota, Oomycota, Peronosporomycetes, Peronosporales, Peronosporaceae. The record is from the annotation of a GenBank genome assembly.